Messenger RNA from Rotaria sp. Silwood2, 801 nucleotides. Lineage: Eukaryota; Metazoa; Rotifera; Eurotatoria; Philodinida; Philodinidae. The record is from the annotation of a GenBank genome assembly.
AUGUUAUUUAGUGAAGUCGACGGAUCAAUACAAGAGGGUGAAAAAUACGCUGAAAUCCAUACAGUUUCAACAUAUUUAAGUGAUUUAUUUGCAACUAAAUUUACAUCAGAUACACGAAACAAUGAACAUUUAUAUCGUGAUCCUUUUAAUGAUGAAUUAAUACAAUUAUGUCCUAGUUAUCCAAAAUAUUGUGUUGUACCAUCUACUAUAACUAAUGAAGAAAUUAGAGAAGCAGCCAAAUUUAGAUCAUAUAAACAAUUUCCAACAAUUGUUUGGAGACAUAUUAAUGGUGCAAUUAUUGCUCGAGUAGGUCAACCCGAAGUCGGUUGGCCACUUCGGCAUUCAAAAGAAGAUGAAAACAUGAUUCAAGCUAUUAUUAAUUCACAUAAUGAUACAUUAACAACAAAUUCUAUUGAAAGUGGAAAAAAUUUAAAUCGUUUGUUAAUUCUUCAUGUAGGAAGUCAUGAUGCUGCUAUUAAAAAUUAUGCCAAAUAUCAUAUUAAUUGUAAUCUAGAAUUUAUGGCUUUGCCUGAUAUUCAUGCUAUAAGUAGAAAUGCACGAAUGUUACGUGCUAGUAAUACAACACAAUGUGAAAAUUGGCUUUCAGAACUAACAUUAACACAUUGGUUACACAAUUUAUCAGUAUUAAUUAAAGCAGCAUGUUGUGCUGUUACUAAUGUUGAUGAACAUAAUCGAUCAGUGCUUGUACAUUGUUCAAAUGGUCAAGAUCAUACAUCAACAAUGAUCACAUUAGCUGAAAUAAUGCUUGAUUCACAUUAUUUGAACAAUAAAUGGUUUUGA